UUGGUCCUGACAUGUAUGGCAGAAGGGAGCUGGCCUUUGGAAUUCAAAUGGUUAUACAACAAUACAGAGCUAACUCACUUCUCUCUGGAGUACAGAUACCUGAUUCCAUCAUUGGAUCGAUCCCAUGCUGGCUUCUACCGUUGCAUAGUGAGGAAUCGGCUCGGAGCACUGAUGCAGAGAAGGACAGAAGUUCAGGUGGCAUAUAUGGCAAACUUUGAGAGUGGUGAAAAACAUCUCAGUGUCUCCCAGGGAAAUGCUGCAGUUGUCAGAGCACCAAGAAUUUCUACCUUUCCCCGUCCCCAAGUCACAUGGUUCAGAGAUGGCCGAAAAAUCUCACCCAGCAGUCGCAUAGCUAUUACGAUGGAAAACACACUUGUCAUCUUGUCAACAGUGGCACCUGACACAGGAAGAUACUAUGUCCAGGCAGUAAAUGACAAAAAUGGAGAAAACAAAACCAGCCAGCCCAUUACCUUAACUGUAGAAAGUAAUAGCAGAUACCAGGGCAAACAUGAUACAGGUGCUCCGGCAGAUCCUAUAGCUCCAGUUAUAAUCAUCCCGCCAAAAAAUACAAGUGUAAUCUUCGGGUUUCCUGAGGUUACGAUGGAAUGUGUGGCCAAUGCCAGGCCACUAAUUAAGCUUAGUAUUAUCUGGAAGAAAGAUGGGGUGCCAUUCAGAAGUGGGUUCAGUGAUUACCACCGGAAACUGACCAUCCUAAAUCCGAAAAUCCGUGAUGCUGGGUACUACGAAUGUGAAGCCAUUCUCCGAAGCAGCAGUGUUCCUUCAGUUAGUGCGGGGGCCUUCUUGUCAGUACUGGAACCGCCACAACUAAUCCUGGAACCAGAGCGUCACAUGACAGCUGAGAUAGAGAAAAUCGUAGAUAUUCCGUGUCAGGCUCAAGGUGUCCCAUUGCCAAUGAUAUUCUGGUAUAAAGAUGCAACGUUGAUCUCAAAGUUAAAUGUACCCAGAUAUAGGAUGCUGUCCAAUGGCAGCCUACAGAUCAGUGGACUGAUGCCUGAUGACACUGGCAUGUUCCAAUGCUUUGCUAGAAAUGAAGCUGGUGAGGUGCAAACUUUCACCUAUCUUGCUGUUACCAGCAUUCCUCCCAACAUUACAAAGGGACCAUCAGACAGCACAGUGAUUGAUGGGUUAUCAGUCAUUCUUUCUUGUGAAACAUCAGGGGCACCGCGGCCAGCAAUCACCUGGCAAAGAGGAGAGAAAGUACUUGCCAGUGGGUCUGUCCAAUUACCUCGCUUUACACUGCUGGAGUCUGGCAGCCUGCUUAUCAGCCCUUCCCACAUCUCAGAUGCUGGGAGUUAUACAUGUCUGGCUACUAAUUCUCGAGGAGUGGAUGAGGCUUCUGGAGAUCUCAUUGUGUGGGCUCGCACACGUAUCACAAAUCCCCCACAGGAACAAAGUGUCAUCAAAGGAACCAUGGCAGUCCUAACCUGCGGUGUGACCCAUGACCCCAAUGUUGUAAUCAGGCAUGUGUGGCAGAAGGAUGGGGCUAUAAUUGAUGUGAAUGCCAUCCCACGUAUGAGAGUUGAUGAAGCAGGAACAUUGUAUAUCUCUCAGACCUGGUCAGGAGAUAUUGGAUUGUACACCUGCAAAGUGCUAUCAGUAGGAGGAAAUGAUUCUCGCAGUGCUCAAGUCAGAGUCAGGCAGCUCCCACAUGCUCCAGAGAAUUUGGCAGCCCAGCUGAGUACCAGUGAAAAGAGAGCCAUUUCCCUGACAUGGUCAAAAGCAUUUGAUGGCAAUAGCCCCUUGAUUCACUACAUCUUGGAAGUGUCUGAAAACAAUUCCCCUUGGACUGUUCACCUGAUGAAUGUUAACCCGGAAUCAGUGGGCCUUAUGGUCAGAGGACUCAUUCCAGCCAGGUCUUAUCAGUUCCGUAUCUGUGCUGUGAAUGAUGUUGGAAAGGGCCAAUACAGCAGAGAGACUGAGAGGUUGUCACUACCUGAAGAACCACCAAGCGCAUCUCCACAAAAUGUCAUUGCAAGUGGCAGAACUAAUCAAUCAAUCAUGAUUCAAUGGCAGCCGCCCCCAGAGAACCAUCAGAAUGGGGCCUUGAAGGGUUACAUUAUCAGGUACUGUUUGGCAGGUUUACCUGUGGAGCACCAGUAUAAAAAUAUCACUAGUCCUGAUGUUAAUAAUUUCUUACUGGAAGACCUCAUCAUUUGGACCAAUUAUGAGAUUGCUGUUGCAUCGUAUAAUGGGGCUGGACUAGGAAUUUAUAGCCCAACUGUCACUGAGUGGACCCUGCAAGGAGUUCCUACAGUGCCUCCAGGAAAUGUGCAUGCUGAAGCCAUUAAUUCCACUACCAUUCGAUUCACAUGGACACCUCCCAGUCCUCAGUUUAUUAAUGGGAUUAACCAAGGUUACAAGCUGUUGGCUUGGGAGCCUGGUCAGAGUGAAGACUUCACAAUGGUAACAGUCCAACCAAAUUUCCAGGAUAUGGUCCAUGUUGGGUACAUCCGAGGCUUGAAGAAGUUUACGGAAUAUUACACUUCAGUGCUGUGUUUCACUACACCAGGUGAUGGCCCCAGGAGUCCAGCUCAUCUUCUGCGCACACAUGAGGAUUAUCCUGGUCCAAUUGGACAUCUCAGUUUCACAGAGAUCCUGGACACCUCUUUGAAAGUCAGCUGGAGAGAACCACAUGAGAAAAAUGGAAUUCUCACAGGUUAUCGCAUUUCUUGGGAAGAGUAUAAUCGUACUAACACACGUGUGACCCACUACUUACCUAAUGUGACAUUAGAGUACCGUGUUACUGGACUGACUGCUCUCACGACGUAUACCAUUGAAGUAGCAGCCAUGACGUCCAAGGGACAGGGUCAAACUUCCUCAUCUACCAUAUCCUCAGGAGUUCCUCCAGAAUUGCCUGGGUCUCCCACAAAUAUAGCCAUCUCGAACAUUGGUCCUCGCACAGUAACUCUUCAGUUUAGACCUGGCUAUGAUGGUAAAACCUCCAUUUCCCGGUGGCUGGUGGAAGCUCAGGUUGGUGUUAUAGGCGAUCAUGAAGAGUGGCUUCUUGUUCAUCAGGUGGCCAAUCAGCCUGAUGCUCGAUCACUGGAGGUUCCCAACCUCAAUCCAUUCACACAUUACAGAUUUCGCAUGCGACAAGUCAACAUUGUUGGAACAAGUCUGCCAAGUCAGUUAUCACGCAAAAUUCAAACCCUGCAGGCCCCACCUGACAUGGCUCCUGCCAAUGUGACCCUGCGUACAGCAAGUGAGACAAGCCUCUGGCUCCGCUGGGUGCCAUUGCCUGAGUCAGAGUAUAAUGGGAAUCAGGAAUCGGUCGGAUAUAAAAUAAAAUAUGGGAAGUCAGAUGGAAAUGGAUCCACUCUCACACACAUUAUCCACGACCGGAUCGAGCGGGAAUUCACUAUCGAGGACCUAGAGGAGUGGACUGAAUACAGAGUACACGUUCAAGCAUUUAAUGCUAUUGGUUCUGGACCAUGGAGUCAAGAAGUCAGGGGUCGCACAAGAGAGUCAGUUCCUUCAUCUGGGCCAACAAAUGUUUCGUCUCUUGCUCUUAAUUCAAAUAGUAUCCUCGUCAGAUGGAAUCAGGUCCCCCAACAAGAUCGCAAUGGACUCAUCCUUGGUUAUAAGGUCUUGUACAAGGAAAAGGACUUGGAGACUCCUAUGCAGAUCCAGACCAUUGAAGGCAACAGCACACACACUGUACAACUUACUGAGUUAGGGAAAUAUGUGUUGUAUGAGAUCCAAGUCCUUGCUUUUACCAGAAUUGGAGAUGGAAUAUCAAGCUUCCCACCCAUUCUUGAGAGAACUCUGGAUGAUGUGCCUGGACCCCCUGUAGGAAUCCUGUUUCCAGAAGUUCGGACAACAUCUGUGCGUCUCGUCUGGCAGCCCCCAGUCGAACCCAAUGGGAUCAUUCUGGCUUAUCAAAUAACAUACCGACUAAACACCAGCAACACAAAUACUGCUACUGUGGAUGUGUUGAACCCAAGUACCCGACAAUAUACAGCAACUGGGCUAAAACCAGAAUGCAGUUAUGUCUUCCGUAUUACAGCUCAGACGCGCAAAGGGUGGGGUGAAGCAGCAGAAGCCUUGGUGGUAACAACAGAAAAGAGAGUUCGUCCACAGCCUCCCAGCAAACCUAUCAUACAACAGCAAGAUGUACAGUCACGGAAUGUGCUGUUGUCCUGGGAACCAGGCAGUGAUGGACUGUCUCCAGUUAGGUACUACACUAUCCAAACUCUCGAGCUACCUAAUGGAAACUGGUCACUCCACUCAGCUUCUGUGAGCCACGAGUCCACUACAUAUCUUGUAGACAAGCUAAACCCCUUCACCUCAUACAAGUUUCGUGUGAAAGCAACAAAUGACAUUGGAGACAGCGAAUAUAGCGAGGAGUCUGACUCUGUCACAACGCUACAGGCCGCACCAGAUGAGCCACCUGAAAUUCUUUCUGUGACACCACAUACCACAACCUCAGUAAUGAUUCGUUGGCAGGCUCCUGCAGAAGAGAAAAUUAAUGGAAUCCUUCUAGGUUAUCGGAUUCGCUACCGAGAAUUAGUUUAUGACAGCUACAGAAGCUUUACCCUUCGCAGCGUGAACAGUCCCAAUGCUAAAUGGUCUGAACUUACACCUGUAUAUAAUAUUCGGAACCUGAGUGACUCCACACUAGCACAAUAUGAACUGGACAAUCUGAGCAAGCAUAGGCGAUAUGAAAUCCGAAUGAGCGUCUACAAUGCAGUGGGGGAGGGACCUACCAGCCCACCUCAAGAAGUAUUCGUAGGCGAAGCAGUUCCCACUGCACCAGCUCAAAAUGUGCAGGUGCAAAGCUCAACAGCAACACAGCUGGACCUGACCUGGGACCCUCCUCCACCUGAAGCACAGAAUGGGGACAUACAAGGAUAUAAGAUUUACUAUUGGGAAUUCCAGCGACAAAAUGAGACAGAAAAACUGAAGACCCUUUUCCUCCCUGAAACCAAUGUGAAGCUGAAGAAUCUAACAGGAUACACUACCUACCUGAUCAGUGUGAGUGCAUUUAAUGCUGCUGGCGAUGGUCCUCGAAGUAUACCUAUCAGGAGCCGGACACAACAGGCAGCUCCAAGUGCUCCAAGCUACAUUCGAUUCAGUGAACUUACAACAACCUCUGUGAAUGUAUCCUGGGGAGCCCCAAAGUAUCCAAAUGGAAUAAUUGAAGGAUAUCGACUGGUUUAUGAGCCUUGCACACCUGUUGAUGGAGUCAGUAAGAUUGUAACUGUGGAUGUGAAGGGAAAUACUCCUCGAUGGAUGAAAAUUAAAGACCUGUCAGAUGGUGUGACUUACACUUAUCGAAUAAAAGCAAAAACAUACACGUAUGGACCAGAAGUUGAGGCAAAUAUUACCACUGGACCUGGAGAAGGUGCUCCUGGUCCUCCAGGUGAGCCAUUGAUCUACAGGUAUGGAUCAGCCAUUACGAUUCAUUGGUCCAGUGGAGAUGCUGGCAAGGCACCAAUUAGCCGAUAUGUCAUUGAGGCAAGGCCAUCAGAUGAAGGAUUGUGGGAUAUUCUAAUUAAGGAUGUUCCAAAGGAAGUAACCUCAUACACAUUUGGCAUGGAUAUCUUGAAACAGGGUGUGAGCUAUGAUUUCCGAGUGAUUGCAGUGAAUGAUUAUGGAUAUGGAACACCCAGCUCCCCUUCGCCAUCUGUUUCAGCCCAGAAUUCAGCCCCAUUUUAUGAGGAAUGGUGGUUCUUGGUGGUUAUUGCCUUGGUUGGACUCAUCUUCAUCCUUCUCUUGGUGUUUGUGCUAAUUAUCCGUGGACAAAGCAAAAAAUAUACAAAAAAAACAGAUUCUGGAAAUAACACAAAGACUAGUGCCUUGGCUCAUGAAGAAAUCAUGAGCCUAGACAAUGGACGGUUUCCAGCACUGGAACUCAACAACAGGCGACUUUCAGUGAAGAAUUCCUUCUGUAGAAAGAAUGGCAUCUACAACAGGUCUCCACCACGGCCAAGUCCCGGUAGCCUCCAUUAUUCAGAUGAGGAUGUCAGCACAAAAUAUAAUGACCUAAUCCCAGCGGAGAGCAGCAGCCUGACUGAGAAGCCUUCCCUAUCAGACUCUCAGGGAAGUGACAGUGAAUGUGAAGUUGAUCAAAAUAGACCGAAGACACAUUCUUUUGUUAAUCACUACAUAAGUGAUCCUACGUAUUACAACUCAUGGCGACGGCAGCAGAAAGGCAUUUCAAGAAUUCAGGCCUACGAUUACACAGAGAGUGAAUCAGGUGAUCCAGUUCACAAUCAUCAACCUUCCACUAAUUUGACCAGCAGCAUCCAUGUACCUCCGGCCACACAGCAAGGCAGCCUCUACCGAGCUAAACGGAGUCUAACACCCACACCCCAACAUCCCUCCAAUAAUACCAGCCAGUCAAGCACCCUGUAUCGGCCUGCUAGCAGCCUCGCACCAGGAUCCAGAACCCCACUAGCAGGAUUUUCUUCUUUUGUUUGAACUAUGCUGAAAGGUAUUUUCUUCUUAAUUCUGAAGUAUUAUUGUGUGGAAGACAAUCACAAAUCUGCUAUUUACAAACGUGCAGAUUUUAUUUACUGGAAAAACAAGACUGCAAGGGAUAAAAACCAUCAGACCAUCCUGUAAAACAUUCUGUCAUGGUCUGAAGAGAAAGUGGUCUCCAGCAAUUACAAAAGAAUGGAGGGGCAGACAGUUUGCCACAAAGAAUUAGUCUUGCUACCCAAUGGGCUUACAUUUUGAUCAGCUGAGAAGUGUAUGAAUCUCAUGUAUGUCUAUAGACAUUGGUAAAAAAAACACAACUUGAUGCCAUAGUAGUCAAUUGGCGAAGUCAAAAAAUCUGGGGGCUGUUGUGCCCAUUAUAUAUAAA
Hemiscyllium ocellatum (epaulette shark) is the source of this 6829-nucleotide messenger RNA. It is a transcript of the gene sdk2b, whose product is annotated as sidekick cell adhesion molecule 2b. The coding region runs from base 16 to 6444 and encodes 2142 amino acids. Gene Ontology annotation, molecular function: protein binding. NCBI's taxonomy places the organism in Eukaryota, Metazoa, Chordata, Chondrichthyes, Orectolobiformes, Hemiscylliidae. The transcript has 46 exons. The record is from RefSeq and is a predicted model, not a curated record.